AUGAGAUUCUUGAAAUGGUUACCUUCUGACCAGACAAGGUUGCUCAAGUUAUCUGCAAUUAUUUGUCAGCCCACGGGGCAGCUGCACACUCAACCCAAGCCGCCAAAAGCAAACCAAGCACUAAAAAGUUGUCUUGAGUCCAAUUGUACGACCAAGACUCUUCUGCUGUUUAGAGACUUACUAAGGAAAAGCGCUUCAUGCAUUGAUAGCUUCUCUCUUCUGUUUGUCCUCCAAGCUUGCACCCAGAAGUAUUCUUCCAUUGAAGGGAAGCAAGUGCAUAACCUCCUCGUAAAACUUGGGUUUGAGCCCAUCAUUUUCCUGCAGACAUCUAUUCUGAAUAUGUACUCUAAAGUGGGGAAUCUGGGCGAUGCACAGAGUGUGUUUGAUGAAAUGCCCCUUAAAAAUAUUAUCUGUUGGACUGCCUUGAUUUCUACCUAUGUUGAUAACCAGAAGCCCAACAAAGCUCUUCAAAUGUUCAGGCAGAUGCAGACGGCAAAUAUGGAACCUGAUCAAGUUACAGUGACAGUUGUUCUUGGAGCCUGUGCUAAUCUCGGGGCAUUGGACAUGGGAGAAUGGAUUCAUGCUUAUGUUCAUCGUAAAGAAGGGCUUAAUACAGACCUUUGCCUAAACAAUGCUCUGAUAAACAUGUAUGCAAAAUGUGGGGAUAUCAGAACUUCCCGGAGAUUAUUUGACAGCACCAAGAAGAAAGAUGUAACAACUUGGACAUCCAUGAUUAUUGGGCAUGCGAUCCAUGGACAAGGCAAGGAAGCUCUCAAAAUUUUUUCCAAAAUGAAAGAUGCAAAUACGGGAAGAAAGGACAAUCAGAGGAAUGGUGGUCAUAGGAGUCGUUUGAUUCUCCCUAAUGACAUUACAUUCUUGGGAGUUUUAAUGGCUUGCAGCCAUUCUAGGAUGGUUGGAGAAGGGAAACAGCAUUUCAAAAGCAUGAGUGUGGAUUAUGGUUUGAAGCCUAGGCUUCCCCACUUUGGCUGCAUGGUGGAUCUUUUAUGCCGAGCCGGGCUCCUAGAAGAAGCCUGUGAAUUCAUUUUGCAAAUGCCAAUGUAGCCAAAUGCUGUGGUAUGGCGAACAUUGCUAGGGGCAUGCAGCCUACAUGGAAACAUUAAGCUUGGUGCAGAAGUUUGGGCCCUGUUGCUUGAGAUGGAGCCUAGCUGCAUCGGCGACAAUGUUACCAUGUCCAAUAUGUUCUCUGCGAGGGGCAUGUGGGAUCAGAAGAUGAUAAUUAGAGAGCAAGUGAAGCACCGGAGGGCUCCUGGUUGCAGUUCAAUUGAUGUGGGAAGCAUCAUUAAUGAGUUUGUUUCUGCUGAUCAUCGUCAUCCUCUGACUGCUGAGGUUUAUGAGGUUCUUGAGCACUUGAUUAUAACCAUGAAAGCCUAUGGCUACACUCCAACAACUUCAAGCCUUGCUGAAUACUAA
This is a messenger RNA of Malania oleifera, 1431 nucleotides long. Its product is annotated as putative pentatricopeptide repeat-containing protein At1g74400. Gene Ontology annotation, molecular function: protein binding; RNA binding. Lineage: Eukaryota; Viridiplantae; Streptophyta; Magnoliopsida; Santalales; Ximeniaceae. The transcript has a single exon. Gene Ontology annotation, biological process: RNA modification. The record is from RefSeq and is a predicted model, not a curated record.